AAGAAAAAUAAAAUUAAAAUUAAAACCCGCGUCAACUUGGGCGUCUGCCGUCUCUCGUCCCUUUGUGGACGCCCAAUACCUCCCUUUCCCCCACAUUUACCCUUGACUCCAUUUUUCUACUUCCGAAACUUUCUUGAACCUUCCUCUUUCUCAAUACUCAUUUAAACUUCAAACUCGUAUUUCUUCCUCUUCUUUAUUCACAAUCUUCAUAACUUAUUACAAUUUAUUUGUUGAAUUGAAUAAUUUUCCUAAAAAAUGGCGGAUCAUAUUGGUAAGGAUUACAAUAUCCCUCACGAACAGAAGAGAUACGCCCUCAGCGGCAGGAUAAUGCUAAGCGCAAUCGUGAUUCUAUUCGCCGUGGUUGUAAUAAUGGUAUGUCUUCACGUGUACGCCCGAUGGUAUAUAUUACGAGCGCGACGGCGACAGAUCCGUCGCGCUCGUCGUCGUACCCACCUCGUAUUCUACAUCGAGCCGGAUAAUCCUUCCGACAUUGCUCUCGCCCAAUCGCAGGGGCUCGACGCGGCUGUGCUUAAAUUUUUACCGACUUUUACGUUUGGGGAGGACAAGGUGGUUGAACUUGUCGAAGGGGAAGAGCUGGAAUGCGCUGUUUGUUUGUCAGAAUUUGAGGAGAGAGAAAAAGGGCGUUUAUUGCCUAAAUGUAAACACUGUUUUCAUGUUGAGUGUAUUGACAUGUGGUUCCAUUCUCACUCCACGUGUCCCCUUUGCCGCUCCCCCGUCGACGCCGAAGAUGUUCCGCCACCAUCGCCUACUGUGAAAGGCGAUGAGGUGGUUGUUGAGCUGGGUGAGCUGUCGCAAAGUGUUAAUGUAGCCGAAUCAAGAAACAAUUUAAGUCCGAGUCACGGUGAGUCGGACGUUUUAACUACGGGAUCGUCGUCGUUUGCGGGGAGGAGGAAGGGGUUGGAUUUGGUGGGGGUGUCAAUUGAGGUGCCGAGAAGGACCCAGAGUUUUUGUUUUCAAGGGUCUAACUCGGACGAGCCGGGGCCGAGUCGUUCCCCGGCUUCGGGUGUUAGAUCGCCAACGAGUCGGAUAAUGUCAUUGAAGAGGAUAUUGAGUAGGGAUAAAAGGUCUCCGCUCCCUUCGCCUUCGGGUGCCGGGUCGAGUUGUUGCGAGUUGGAUAUUGAGUCGGGUCGAGUUGAAUCGUCGGGUCAGGUCUUAACGCCGAGGUGAUUAAUUGGUACAGUAUACAAAAUCUGCGAUCAAAUUUCGUCAUUUCCUAAUUUUAAAAGAUAAUCAUAUUUUUCAAGUGAGUGGGAAAAAUUGGGGCGAGAUCUAAGGGCACGUGACGUACACGCGACGGCGCUAAUAUUAAAAAAGUCGUUGGAAUUUUGAAAACAUUCGGCGGAAGUUGUCAGAGAGUCGUGGUGUUCAUACGUCGAGCUAGCUCUGGUCAAUGAAUGUGACCUGCUUGACACGUGGGCGAGACCCGUUUUUGUUAAGGGUAAAACGGUCAUUUCAUACAUUUAUGGCAUACUUUUGGAGACCAUCAAAUUUCAGUAUUGACUAUGUAAAUACGGCAUAUACAAGUAUGAAAAAAAAUAUACAGUAUUUUGCAAUUUGUUCAAUUUUUAAUUUGUUGUUCUUCAGUGAAAAUUAUGGUGUACAUUUCUAGCCGUAGACUUUGUUAGUAAAGGAAAAGUAUGGGUUAGUUUAUUUAUUCGGUACUCCGCAUUAUGGUAAAUAGAUGUGAUAAAAUUGAUACUUAUUACUUUA
Molecule: messenger RNA, 1731 nt
Organism: Chenopodium quinoa (quinoa)
Lineage: Eukaryota; Viridiplantae; Streptophyta; Magnoliopsida; Caryophyllales; Amaranthaceae
Product: RING-H2 finger protein ATL2-like
Exons: 1
Coding region: 256-1188 (310 amino acids)
Source: RefSeq, a predicted model, not a curated record